This is a messenger RNA of Schistosoma guineensis, 3138 nucleotides long. NCBI's taxonomy places the organism in Eukaryota, Metazoa, Platyhelminthes, Trematoda, Strigeidida, Schistosomatidae. The record is from the annotation of a GenBank genome assembly.
AUGAUUGAGAGGCGUUCCAUUUUGCGUCUUACGGAUGUUUCAAGUCUUGCUGAACUUGCACACAGAGAAUACCAAGCGGGAGAUUAUGAACGGGCUGAACAACAUUGUAUGCAAUUAUGGCACCAGGACCCGGAAAAUACAUCUACUUUGCUACUACUCAGUUCUAUACACUUCCAGUGUCGCCGGAUGGAAAGGUCAGCCUACUUCAGCCAGUUGGCUAUCAAACAAAACCCGCUAAUGGCAGAGGCGUAUUCCAAUCUCGGGAAUGUUUUCAAAGAGCGAGGGCAGCUGAAAGAAGCAAUUGACAACUACAGACACGCACUAAGAAUAAAACCCGAUUUUAUUGAUGGAUACAUUAAUUUGGCUGCUGCUUUAGUUGCUGCUGGCGAUAUGGAGUCUGCAGUAAACGCUUAUGCAACAGCACUGCAGUACAACCCAGAUUUAUAUUGUGUACGAAGUGAUCUGGGAAACUUACUAAAGGCACUUGGACGAUUGGAUGAGGCGAAAUCAUGCUAUCUGAAAGCGAUUGAAACCUGUCCAACAUUCGCAGUGGCUUGGAGCAACUUGGGAUGUGUGUUCAAUGCUCAAAAUGAGAUAUGGUUGGCAAUCCAUCACUUCGAAAAGGCUGUUACUUUGGAUCCUACUUUUCUGGAUGCUUACGUCAACCUUGGAAAUGUGUUAAAGGAGGCUCGUAUAUUUGACCGUGCAGUAGCAGCCUACCUAAGAGCCUUGACAUUAUCUCCAAAUAACGCUGUUGUCCACGGUAAUUUGGCAUGCGUUUACUACGAGCAAAAUCUUAUCGAUCUUGCCAUCGAUACUUACAAGAGAGCCAUUGAAUUGCAGCCCAAUUUCCCCGAUGCUUAUUGUAACUUGGCCAAUGCACUCAAAGAAAAGGGAAAGGUUUCCGAGGCUGAGGAAUAUUACAACACAGCCCUGAGAUUGUGUCCUACACAUGCAGAUUCUUUAAACAACCUAGCGAACAUCAAGCGUGAGCAAGGAAAAGCGGAAGAGGCAAUACGGCUAUACGUUCGAGCUCUUGAGAUAUAUCCUGAAUUCGCAGUAGCUCAUUCUAAUCUCGCAAGCAUGCUUCAAUUACAGGGAAAAUUGCAAGAAGCUUUGUUGCACUAUCGGGAAGCCAUCCGCAUAUCACCAACGUUUGCUGACGCUUACUCCAAUAUGGGGAACACCUUGAAAGAAUUGCAGGAUGUUCAAGGUGCGAUGCAGUGUUAUCAAAGAGCUAUUCAGAUUAAUCCUGCCUUCGCUGAUGCUCAUUCAAAUCUAGCUAGCAUUCUGAAGGACAGUGGUAACCUCGCCGAUGCUAUAACAUCCUACAAGACCGCCUUAAAAUUAAAACCUAACUUCCCAGAUGCGUUUUGCAACCUUGCUCACUGUCUGCAAAUUGUAUGUGACUGGUCUGACUAUAAGCAUAGAAUGAAGAAACUUGUUUCCAUGGUACAAGAUCAGCUGGAAUCAAAUCGCCUGCCAUCUGUACACCCUCAUCACUCCAUGUUGUACCCACUGACGCAUGACCAGCGCAAAAAGAUUGCCGGAAAACAUGCUUCGCUGUGUUUGGAAAAGGUGUCUUUGCUGCAUCACCAACCAUUUAGAUUUAGCAAAAAAUUACCUGCUGGGCAACGUUUAAGAAUUGGCUACGUUAGCUCUGAUUUUUGCAAUCAUCCAACUAGUCACUUGAUGCAAAGUAUUCCAGGUCUGCAUGAUCGAACUAAAGUCGAGGUUUUCUGUUACUCACUCGCACCUGACGAUGGCACCAAUUUCAGGGCAAAGGUCGCGAAUGAAGCUGAACACUUUGUUGAUCUAAGUGGGAUUCAGUGUCAUGGAAAAGCUGCAGAUAAAAUCGCAAGCGAUGGAAUUCAUAUUCUUCUAAACAUGAAUGGCUAUACAAAGGGUGCACGUAAUGAAAUAUUUGCACUAAAGCCUGCACCGAUUCAGGCUAUGUGGCUAGGUUAUCCUGGCACGAGUGGUUCGACAUUUAUGGAUUAUAUCAUCACGGAUAUGGUAACAUCUCCGAUGCACUUAAGCCACCAAUACUCUGAGAAGUUGGCAUACAUGCCCAAGACAUUUUUUAUUGGGGAUCAUCAACAGAUGUUUCCUCAUUUACGCAACCGAGUUAUUCUAGAGAGCGCUGAAGAUGCCACCGCAGGGCGCCGUGUGACAGAUAAUUCCAUCGUUGUUAGUGGCUUGGAUAUCAAACCUCUACUACAAGUUGCUUGUGUGCGCGAAGUCACUUAUGGAGGUCGGUUGGUUGAGAUUCAUGGCAGCCAACGUAAAGAGGUUUCUUACUUCACAAAGCUCACCGUGUUAACGAUUCCCUCGUUACAGCCUAUACAAAACAUGAUUCGUACAAACAGUCCGUCUUGUACAAUUAAUGGCGUAACUAUUCAUAAUGGUUUGGUGACACAGCAAACACAAUCCAAAGCUUCUGCUGGUGAGGAAGUGCCUCGUGAUCUCAUUCUUACUUCCAGGCAACACUAUGGCUUGCCAGAAGAUGCCGUCGUUUUUUGCAACUUUAAUCAGCUAUAUAAGGUUGAUCCAUCAACUAUGAGAAUGUGGGUUGAAAUUCUGAAAGGUGUCCCGAACAGUGUGUUGUGGCUGCUACGCUUUCCAGCCGCUGGCGAAGCCGGUGCACUUGCGGCGGCCUCAGAAAUGGGUCUUCAGCAGGUGAAUCGUCGAAUUUUAUUUAGCAACGUUGCGCCAAAAGAGGAACAUGUUCGGCGUGGUCAGGUUGCUGAUGUCUGUCUGGACACGCCUUUGUGCAAUGGACAUACUACUGGGAUGGACGUUCUGUGGGCUGGUUGUCCUGUAGUUACCCUUCCACUCGAAACAUUGGCAAGUCGCGUUGCGGCCAGCCAGCUUCACACGUUGGGAUGUCCUGAGCUUGUGGCUAACAGUCAGGAGGACUACGUUCGAAUUGCAACCAAGUUGGGGAACAACCGAGAAUAUCUUCAAGCAAUGCGGGCUAAAGUUUGGAAGGCAAGAGAGUCGUCUGCUCUUUUCAGCUGUCGCAGCUACACUGCUGACAUAGAAGCCCUUUAUUUUCGAAUGUGGCAGCAGUAUGAAGCCGGCUCUAUUGAACACAUCGUAGAAUGGCCGUCGAAGUUCAAUAAGGAGAGUACUUAG